Molecule: messenger RNA, 774 nt
Organism: Neurospora tetraspora
Lineage: Eukaryota; Fungi; Ascomycota; Sordariomycetes; Sordariales; Sordariaceae
Exons: 2
Coding region: 370-705 (111 amino acids)
Source: RefSeq, a predicted model, not a curated record
GGUGUUUUUCCAUGAAGUCGACCACUGUGGACGAGGCAAGGACCCUUUUAGGAGCAUAUCCGUCUUUCUCAACUCAAGUGAAGCUGUCUUCACGUCUUUUAUUAGCCCACACUCCGGGCAGGCCGUUUGAGGUGUCAUGGACACCAGCCGAUACUUUCUUUCUUCCACUGGAGAGCUUGCCUUGUUGCGCCGCGAAGCUGUCAUAUCAUCAAUGCUCAUUGAGGCCAUCUUCAUGACUUCCACGGUCCACUCACACCUUGCCCAUGAUACGCAGACAGAAAACCCCGCAAAAAGGACGGCGGCCAAGGUGGGAAUGCGCGAGAGAGGCAAGGACGGCCAAGAUGAUGAAGGUGUUGUGUCGUUGUCCACAUGGCACCGUUGAUUCGCUUGACCUGGUGUCCAAAUCUGCCCCCUGUCAGCGUUGCUGCAAUCCUGCCCCAUUUCAGAUCAGUGACCGCUGCUUUUGUUGACCUGGCCAUCAGUGACAACGUGGGUGGCCGGUGUGCGAGAACCAAUUUCAUUCAACCACGGGCGCGUUACAAAGCCAAAAGCUGCAGGUCCAAUUGUACCCUCUUGCCAAGACCUUGGCGCUACAGUGGGUGGAACUUUUCUUUCAUUCUCCGACAAAGAGGUCCUUUUGGGAAUGACCAUCACGGGCUCAAUUUUGAAGCCAUUCACAAAUGGAGACAUCCAUGUGGUUGCUGAAAAGCCGCUCUAUAAAAUGAUAUAGAGUGCACUAUCGUCCGAUGAUUUUUAACGGUGGUCCUAAUGACG